Rhizophagus irregularis DAOM 181602=DAOM 197198 is the source of this 931-nucleotide messenger RNA. RefSeq lists its product as uncharacterized. Lineage: Eukaryota; Fungi; Glomeromycota; Glomeromycetes; Glomerales; Glomeraceae. Gene Ontology annotation, biological process: dephosphorylation. Gene Ontology annotation, molecular function: phosphatase activity. The record is from RefSeq and is a predicted model, not a curated record.
GAUAAUCUGUUGAUUAUCGGUUUGUAUAAAUUGAUCCCCAAAAUUUUCUUAGAAUUGAUUUAUUUAAUGGCUCAUAUUAUUCGCGGUGUGUUAAUAGACCUAUCAGGCACAAUAUACGUUGGCGAUAAGGCCUGCGAAGGUGCCGUUGCUGGCUUAAAGAAGCUCCGGCAAUCUGGGAUACCUUUCCGUUUUUGUACUAAUACAACUAUCCAAAGUGUGGAGAAACUAAAAAACAAAUUGAUAAAUCUAGGAUUCGAAGUCAAUAAAAAUGAGAUAUUCACAUCAGUAAUUGCAUGUCGUAAUCUAGUUUUAUCACGCGGAUUAAGACCGUUAUUGUUUCUUGAGGAUGCAGCUCUUGAGGAUUUUCAAGGAAUCCCAACUGAAGAACCAAAUAAUGCCGUGGUUAUUGGCUUGUCACCAACAAACUUUCGAUACGAGAUGUUAAACAAGGCAUUUCGAAUCCUAUUUGAUGAUAAAAAUACGCCUCUUAUUGCUAUUCAUAAAGCAAAAUACGUUGCUGAAUCAGAUGGGUUAAGUUUAGGACCUGGUCCUUUUACAGAAGCUCUAGAAUAUGCGAGUGGAGUCAAGGCCACUGUUGUUGGCAAACCGGAGAAAAGUUUUUAUGAAUUGGCGCUUGAAGAUAUGAAACUAUUGAAUGACGCAAACCAUGUUGUUAUGAUUGGAGAUGAUAUUGUAAACGAUUUAGGGAGCGGCGCUAAAGAAUUAGGCUUGAUAAGAUAUCUUGUCAAGACUGGAAAAUAUCAAAAUGGGGAUGAACUCCGUGACGGAGGCGUAGAUUGUCUCUUUGAGAAUUUUGGAAAGGGCGUUGAUGCCAUUUUAGAUCAAUUAAAAAAAUAAACAGAAUGUUAUCCUUUAUAUCUUUAUAUCAUUUAUACGUUUUAGUGUUUGUGUAAUAAAGAAAUAAGUAAAU